Messenger RNA from Solanum dulcamara, 926 nucleotides. Its product is annotated as protein LURP-one-related 11-like. Lineage: Eukaryota; Viridiplantae; Streptophyta; Magnoliopsida; Solanales; Solanaceae. The transcript is spliced from 3 exons. The record is from RefSeq and is a predicted model, not a curated record. The coding region runs from base 1 to 591 and encodes 196 amino acids.
AUGGCCAAAAUUUAUCCAGAAACACUCAAGAACUCUUCUUCUUGUUAUGUGACUUCCACAAGAGAAACAUUUACUAUAUGGAUGAAAUCCCUAGUGUUCCAUGGGAAUGGUUGUACUGUCUUUAAUUCUAAGGGUGAUAUUGUUUUCAGAGUUGAUAACUACCAAGAAAGAAAUAGCAAUGAAGUCUUCCUCAUGGAUCUUUGUGGACAAGUUCUCUUCUCCAUUAAAAAAGAGAAAUUAAGAUUACUUGGUCGGUGGAGUGGCUAUUUAAGUGGUGGAUUUAAAGGGAAGCCAUGGUUUCAAGUGAGAAGGAAUUGGAAGUUUACAAAAGGAGAUAUCAUUUGUAAUGUGAAUUUGGGGUGUGACAAAUCUAUAGGAAGUUGUUACAAGAUUCAACAAACUGACAAAAACUCAUCAUUUCAAAUCUCAAAUAAUACUGGUCAACUUGUUGCAAAGGUAAAACGAAAGCAAUCAUCAAGAGGAUUUGGGUAUGGUGAUGACGUGUUAACUCUAAAUGUGGAACCCCAAAUAGAUUACUCGUUUAUUGUGGCUCUUGUGACAAUAUGCGGUUUGAUUAAAAACAAAUUGUAAAGAACAAUUGGACUGACUCUUGCCCAUUCAGACUGAGCCCACUAGCUGGGCUAGAUACUUACGUAUUUUUGACAAUUUUGCCCCUGAUGUAUACAUGUUUUCAUAUAUAGUCUAUUUAAUUAGUUUAGUUGAUUUAUUCAUUUUUCUAAUACGAAGUCUCUUCCAUUAUGUCAUUUCUUUAGCUAACAAGUCUGUAUUGAUACCAAACAUUUGUAAGUUUAUUGAGAUAAUUGUAAGUUUACCCCGUCCCUUUAACACCUUCAUUAGUAUCACACCUACGAAUUGGUACAUUUAUAGGUCGACACAAAGCAUGUCCAAACUAUCUCAAAUGAUCU